This is a messenger RNA of Strongylus vulgaris, 630 nucleotides long. The record is from the annotation of a GenBank genome assembly. NCBI's taxonomy places the organism in Eukaryota, Metazoa, Nematoda, Chromadorea, Rhabditida, Strongylidae.
AUGAGUAUCUACUAUCUAUGGCAACUAACCUACUGGAGUCGGCGCGGUAUACCAGGUCCACCAGGAAUAAUUUUUAUAGGAAAUAUGCAUUCUUUAACAGAUAGAUCAGAACCUGUAACUCCACCAAUUCCUCUCCCCCUCUCCCCUCCAUCACCAUCCGGCGUCAAGUACCUAUACCUGCAGCUGAAUGCUCAUAUGACAGCUAGCAACAAACCUCUGCAUGGCUUAAGAAGCUUUGUUCUUUCAAUUGUGAACGAAAAUAUUAGUGCGCACUCGUUGGUUGCUCAACUAUCAUUUUCUCAUAGUCCCUUUCAAAUGGCUUUCAUUCCGCUUUUAAAAAUACAGCUUAUUUUGAAAAUACAGUUUGACAAAGUUCAGCAAUACGGUAAGGUGUACGGUAUCCACGAAGGACUUCGAAGAACGCUGGUCACAAGCGACAUCAACAUGGUCCGAGAAUUAUUUAUGCAAAAGUUUGAAUACUUCCAUGGCCGCAAGGGCAGCACCCUUGUUGGAGACGUUGAAAACGACGCUCGGGUUCAUCUUUUUGAGUCUCAAGGUGUUAGAUGGAAGCGACUACGAGCCAUCUCUAGCCCUGCCUUUUCGGCAGGCUCAUUGAAGAAGGUUGGGUAA